CUGACAUAAAUCUCGAAACAAGCCUCAUUUCACUCGACGGGUCGCUUGCUCCAACUUAGCACCAAAACAAACCCAAAAAAAGAAAGGACAGAACAGGAAGAGCCUGCAACUUAAGCGCUCCUGCUAGUUUCUCGAUCAAGAAAAGCUCAAAGAAAAGAUGGCUCGCGGCAACCAGCGCGACAAGGCGCGUGAGAAGAACCUCAAGGCUGCCGCCAACACGAAAUCCAAGAACACCAAGACCGGCUCCGAGAUGCAACGGGACAAGGACGCUGUCGCCGCUAUUAUGAAGCAGAAGCAGGCUGCCGCCGAAGCCAAAAAGGCUGCCGAGGCAGGGGGCAAGAAAUGAGAAGAACACGCCGGAUUUUUAUUACACCACCGACACCGAACACGAAUCACGAUGUUGCAUGAUAUUAUGGCAAGAGCGGGACGGCAGUUUUCCGGGCGUCUGGAUAGAACGUCUUUCGCAUAGAUACCUCAAUGGAGCCAAUUGCAUACUAUGUUCUAUUUCGUCGCCCCCCAGUUUGAACCUCCUGGUGGUACAAACACCGCUCGAGAAUCCCUCAUUGCAGGCACUGUGAUUCUCAUGGUAGCAGCACGCCCGAACCAACUAUAUCAGAGACUCUUGUUGGGCGCGCCGCUGAACGAGUAUUUUAACAGUUGUAUCUGACAUGCGCAUUCCUCCUUGUUUGCUCGACAACCUUACACUGAAGAACGGAAUCAAAGUGUGCUAGGUUAGCCCUAGAUUUUAGUUCCUGUUUCCUCUUCCUUUUUUCUUGGGUUUUAAUUUUUUUUUAAUUUUUUUUAUAGAAUAUUAUUUAAGUUCUUUUUUCAAACCGAUGCACUC
Truncatella angustata is the source of this 844-nucleotide messenger RNA. RefSeq lists its product as uncharacterized. The record is from RefSeq and is a predicted model, not a curated record. NCBI's taxonomy places the organism in Eukaryota, Fungi, Ascomycota, Sordariomycetes, Amphisphaeriales, Sporocadaceae. Bases 158 to 346 code for a protein of 62 amino acids. The transcript is spliced from 3 exons.